AUGCCACCAGGCCGCGAUGAUAUUAAUGGCUUACCCCGGGAUAUAUAUACUGGGGUUCUCCCUGUAAUACCGUCCGAUUUAGGCCCGGAUAAUCCGUCUCGUAGUAAUGCCGCAACUGCCGCAUCCGCUGCUGGUGUCCGAGCCUUGAGCGCCCAGGCUAUCGCUUUUUACUUCAGGGCUCCCGUCAAAGCUUUUUUCCGGACUCGAGUUGACUAUCUUGCGUAUGCCCGUAGCGUGCAUCAGGCACAAACACAACUAUUCACCGAAGCUGCUGCUAAUAGUCAUACGGCUUCGAAGCUAGGCCUCACCCUUAAACAAGCAUGGAUGUGGGCACGAGGUACAACACCAGGCUUACUCGCAUCUGUUAUUCGACAACAUGGCUGGAGCGUCAUACCCGAGCAGAUCCUCCCACCUCUCAUAGCAAAUGUUGGGGUUGGGGCGGUAUUGUAUACUAGCUACCUACACAUCUUGGCUCAGCUGCAUGAAGAAACGUCGAGGGCACAGAAGAGAGUAUUUCCCCCACCAGACCCUAUCCACACAUUUACUGCCGGUUUCAUAGCCGGAAGCAUACAAAGUGUUGUUGCAGCUCCGCUUGAUGCCAUCCAAGCGAGAUAUGACCAUCGUGAUCUCAUGUCUGGCAACGAAAAUGGGAAGCCGAGGAGCAUGUGGACGUUCUCGGCAGAGAAGCUUAGGGAAAUAGGACUGCGAGGAGUCUUCGCAGGAUGGGGUUUAUCUUUCUUAAAGGAUAGCUUCGGUAGUGCCAUUUUCUUCAGCACUUUCGAAUAUGUCAAGGCUCAAGGGUUUUACCGCUUCAUCACGUGGUACUAUGGAGGUUUACAUCCCGACGUUGUUGAUGUGUUGGCUCAAAAGAGGCCACCCACUCGCAAGAGCUCGCACGACAAUGCUAUGAAGGAUGGCAGCCGUCCAGUUGUUAUCCGUCCCCACUACGCAAUUGAGCCGAUGUUCCUGCUAUUCGCUGGCUUCACGGCCUCGCUCACUCAGCAGCUAAUUCUCCAUCCGUUAACCCAUAUUCAAGUUGAACACUGGGAUCAUCUGGAAGACCUUGACGCCAAAGCGGCAAAGUUGAAGAAUUCAGAGACUACAAACCCCGAUAAGCCAAAGCGUAAGUGGCGCAUGCUCAGAGCUUAUUAUCAUGCCUACCAAGAAACAUGGAAUAAGUGUAUGGCGGAAGCAACUGCAGAGGGCAUGGGGUUGACACGAUGGCUAUACCGUGGGUUCUGGUGGAAUACUAUCCGACAAGUACCGAGUACUAGUGCCGGUCUAAUCAUCUUCGAGUUAGUCCGACGUAAAUACGGAAGUGGGAAUGAGCCUGUGCGAGUCGCGAAGGACGAUUAUGAAAUUCUUUUAGAAUAA
Daldinia caldariorum is the source of this 1374-nucleotide messenger RNA. Its product is annotated as mitochondrial carrier. Gene Ontology annotation, biological process: mitochondrial L-ornithine transmembrane transport. Bases 1 to 1374 code for a protein of 457 amino acids. The transcript has 2 exons. Gene Ontology annotation, molecular function: L-ornithine transmembrane transporter activity. The record is from RefSeq and is a predicted model, not a curated record. NCBI's taxonomy places the organism in Eukaryota, Fungi, Ascomycota, Sordariomycetes, Xylariales, Hypoxylaceae.